This is a messenger RNA of Pyricularia grisea, 3384 nucleotides long. RefSeq lists its product as uncharacterized. Gene Ontology annotation, molecular function: protein binding. The coding region runs from base 709 to 2796 and encodes 695 amino acids. The record is from RefSeq and is a predicted model, not a curated record. The transcript is spliced from 2 exons. Lineage: Eukaryota; Fungi; Ascomycota; Sordariomycetes; Magnaporthales; Pyriculariaceae.
CAGGUGAUCAUUGCCAGCCCCACAUAUAUUUUUCCUCUACCCAUUCAAUUUGUAGGACCCUGCCCUCCACCACUGCAAAACAUCUAACCGCUCUCCUGGGUUCAAGAUAAAUCGCCAAUCCUCAUCUAUUUUAGUACUGGUGGUGGCAAUUGGAUUCCCAUGAAUUCAAUGUGAGGAAUGGUUGGUUUAAUCGAAUAAUUAUCUGGACAAUAUUGUCAUCGCAAACAUUUGUCAUUGCUUAAUUCAAUUUUCCCACACUUAAAAGACGCCACUCCAGCAUCCGAGUCAUCCAAAAUUUCGUCUCUUGCCCCAGCCAAGCACGCAAUCGAGGCCAAUCUUGACCUCAGCUGCCCUGUGGCGUGCUCGUGCCACGACGACCAAGCCAAGGGUGCCCGCCGUGCCUUAUUUCGUGACUGCAGCAAUCCAUCGGUCCGGGGAUCCCCCCCAAUGGCAGCCUUUCCACGACUCUGGCACCAUUCAACCUUUGACAGUCGCAACGAGAUCUGUGCCCCGUCGCGACAUUGCUGUGGUUUCUGCUACGUCUGACGCACCCGCACCCCAAACCUUACAACGCCCGCAAGGCCCGUUCCUUCCACACCACCACCCCCCCUGUCCUGUCGCGCCUUGGCCGUGCAACGUCUUUACCGCUUCCUUUUUCUCUACCCUCCCCCCCUAUAUGCCGGACCUAGUCCAAGACACGAUCGGAAAAUGAAGCCACCCCCCGCCGCUACAGCCGGCGAUCAAGAGGAGGUCUCGUCCCUCAAGAGCCGCGAAAACCCUCGACCACGUGACGAUACGAGCAGCCCGACAUCCAUAGAUCGCGAGAACGACUGUGACAGGAGGAGGCCCGAAGAAAAACAUCACCCGCGGUUGCCAGCCCUCUCAAACAUGUCAAACCAGAUAAUCGGCGAGACGGUCAGCCCGUUCCUCAAAGAGCACAUCCCGGGCCUGUACGCACCCAUCGCAAAGUCCGACAGCUCGACCCAGAUACAGUCAAAAGCCAACAGCAAGUUUUGCUACAGGCACCGGCCGGACCUCAAAUGUCGGCGGGCCGCCGACGAGACAAAGAUGGUUUCGAUACAGCGCUCCCUCGAAAGGUUACCAACAGACGACCAGCAGGCCAUAACGCACGUCUGGUCGCUGUUCUCGGCGGCCCCCGCAAAACACAGGGAUUUGAUGCUGCAGGGCAUCAUUACGCAGUGCUGCUUCCCACAGCUUUCGACGGUGUCUAGGGAGGUCCACGAGCAGCUCAAGAUUGAUCUCGUUACAGCACUUCCCGCUGAGAUCUCCUUCAAGAUUCUCUGCUAUUUGGAUACCGUCUCACUAUGCAAAGCCGCCCAGGUCAGUCGGCAGUGGAGGCAACUGGCCGAUGAUGAUCUGGUGUGGCAUCGGAUGUGUGAACAACACAUCGAUCGAAAAUGUACCAAAUGCGGUUGGGGUCUACCAUUAUUAGAACGAAAACGAUUACGCGACUGGACGAGACAGCAACAGCUUGCAAAGAGCAAACGACAACAACCUCGUGACCCAAACGCUCCGCCACCUAGCCUUCCUGCACCUUUGUCCCUCCGGUCACCUACACCACCGAAGCGAGAGCGGGAGUCGGAAGAGGAUGGCAGUGCCAAGCGGAUAUGUACAAGCCGGGUAGGGAGCAACACCUCGGAGGAGCCGGAGCAACCAAAGUUUAGGCCGUUUAAAGAUGUCUAUCGCGACAGGUUUCGUAUAGGAUACAACUGGCGGCACGGCAAGUGCGCAAUCAAGAUCCUCAAGGGUCACAGCAACGGCGUCACAUGUCUUCAGCUGCUUGACAACGUAUUAGCAACUGGUUCGUACGAUGCCACGAUCAAGUUAUGGGAUAUCGAGACGGGCGAGGUCAUACGGACACUGCGUGGGCACAGGAUGGGAAUACGGAGUCUUUGGUUUGAUGAUAGCAAACUUAUCAGCGGGAGCCUGGACCAAACUGUCAAAAUAUGGAACUGGCACACUGGCGAGCUCCUUAGCAGCUUGCACUGCCACACGGACGGCGUUAUCACGGUGCAUUCGGACGGCGAGUUCCUGGCCAGCGGGUCCAUCGACAAAAAGGUCAAAAUCUUCAACUUUGUCACAAAGGAGACCUUUUGCCUCAAGGGCCACUCUGACUGGGUCAACUCUGUGCGGGUGGACACCGAGUCCAGGACUGUCUUCUCGGCCAGCGACGACUUCAAGGUGAAGCUGUGGGAUCUCGACACUAGGCAAUGCAUCCGCACCUUCAACAGCCACACAGGUCAUGUCCAGCAGGUGCUGCCCCUACCGCCAGACUUUGAGCCUGACGAGGAGCUCCUCCAGGAACCGCCCGCACCAGGCUCACCGCUGUCGCAAUCGCAGUCGUCGUCGGGCGGCUCCGGCACGGCCACCGACGACCUCGCUCUUCGGGCCCUCUACGGCCCUUCCUUCGUCGCCGAUCCACAGCGGCCGCUGCCGAGCAGGUACAUGCUCUCGGGCGGACUGGACAGCACGAUCCGGUUGAUCGACACGGCGACAGGUCGAUGCCUCAAGACCUUCUUUGGCCACUUUGAGGGCAUCUGGGGCCUAGCGGGCGACACGCUGCGGGCGGUCACGGCGGCCAACGAUGGUAUGGUCAAGGUCUGGGAGCCGACGUCGGGCCGGUGCGAGAGGACUUUUACGGGUCACAGGGGCCCCGUGUCGUGCGUGGGCCUGAGCGACUCGCGGAUGGCCAGCGGUGGCGAGGACGGCGAGGUCAGGAUAUACAGUUUCGGGUGCGGCGAGGAGGUGUUGGAGGUCGUGGGAACGCCGAGCUGAGAAGUUUGUUGUGCGUGGCUUUUUGCACACCCCAUUUCUUUUUUCUUUUUUGAGCUCGUGCAUCGGCAUUUUGUUUUUGCUUUUUCUUUUCUUCUUCUUUGCUCAUAUUUGUUCACAUGGAACGAACUAUUGGCCAUGUCAUGGCACUUUUUUGUAUGGAGGAGUUGGGCGCUACAUGGUCAAAGUUUAGUUGGCGUUUUGUCAGUUGUUUUGUUUGGGUGGGUGCUAGAAGUAUACCAAUGUUAGAAUAUUACUCUCAUUUUGUCCGUUUGGUGUGGAGUGUGACGACAUGGUCUAGUUGCAGGUACCAAGACCUAAUGCCCCUGGACAAGAAUGAGAUCAUUAGCUGUCCAAAACUGACCAGUGCGCCUUGGUCCGCAUUGGGUCAUUAUAUACAAUCGACAUGCUCGUUGUCAUGUCACUAGGCAACAAGGCGUUGGGCUAUGAAACAUGCACUUAGCAGAUCAUGCAAGGUCGGGUCCUGGUUUUCGAGUACAGGUACUUUGGUGUUUUCUGUCACACCAAACAGACAUCUGAUAUCUGUAGGUCCCAUCCGAGGUAUGUUUGAGUCAUAUUUUUCUACGGAAC